AUGCAAUAUGUUAGCAGUAUAAAGGCGACAUGGGAUAUCACAGGUUGCACAAUUAUGUCUGAUUCUUGGACUGACAUAAAGAAGAGGUCAUGGGUUAAUGUGAUUGCUUACUCUCCUGGGGGUGCUGUGUUUUUGAAAUGUAUUGAGUGCGGUAUAAAUAGAUUAACUUCCACAUUUAUUUUCAAUGAAAUUUCUGAUGUCAUUGAAAAAGUUGGACCAAAGAAUGUUGUGCAAUUUAUUUCAGAUAAUGGUUCUAACUUUUGUUCUUGUGGUGAUAUGUUGUCUGGAAAAUGGCAUCAUAUAUAUAGAACAAAUUGUGCUGCUCAUGGGAUUAAUCUGCUUUUGAAAGAUAUUCACAAAAAAGUUAAAUGGGUGAGGGAAGUUAUAGAAGAUGGAAAACUUGUAGUGGAUUAUAUUCACAGGCACACAGGUAUUGUAGCAUUGAUGAGAAAAUUCACCAACAAUAGAGAUAUCAAGCAGCCUUGCAAGACAAGGUUUGGUACUUAUUUUUUUAUGCUGCAGUCUCUUAUUGUUGUUGAGAAUGAGCUGAGGCUUUUUGUUGCAUCAUCUGAGUGGAGAGUCUUUCAAUUCAAUAGAGCUGAAAUGGCAGUGAGAACUGUUGGAAUAAUUCAAUCAGAGACAUUUUGGGAGGGGGCAAAGGAAGUUGUUGCUUUCAUGGAGCCACUUAUUCGUAUUCUUCGCCUUGUUGAUUCAGAUGGUUCUACUGCAGAGAAGAACAUUAUUCAUCAUGUUCAUCUCUUUGGUGCACUUUUGAAUCCUUCUAUUAUGUUUGGUGGUCGACUUGAUAUUGAUGGAACUAAAUUUAUGAAUGCACAAGAUUUUAUAAUGGACAUCAUGAUUCCUUUAGAGGAUCGUGAGCAAUUCAUGCAAGAAGUCAUUGAUUAUCGCAUGAAAAGUCCAUUGUUGUUCAAUAUGACAGGGCAGACAAUGAUGAAAACUAAUCAUCCAAGGAUUUGGUGGCAAUUUGUUGGUAGUGCAUUUCCUGUGCUUCAAAAUAUUGCUUGUAGAAUCUUGAGUCAGCCUUGUAGUUCCUCUCCUUGUGAGCGUAAUUGGAGUGCUUGGGAUGCAGCACAAACAAAGAAAAGAAAUAGAUUAGCCCCAGAGAUGCUAGAGGAUUUGGUGUACAUCAGGAUGAACUCUAUGAUGAGGGAGAACUAUGAAAGCCAACUACAUAAAGAUUCAAGGCCUAUUGAUUUAGAUAAUCUUGGUGAAUUACCUAUAGUAGACUUUGAGCUUGAAAUGGAGAGGCUUGAGCAGACGUACAAGGAACCUGAACCAUCUGACACUGGAGCUGAUGGAGGAUCUACUUCAUGUAGUUUAAUGUCUCCUCAUUGA
Molecule: messenger RNA, 1356 nt
Organism: Macadamia integrifolia
Lineage: Eukaryota; Viridiplantae; Streptophyta; Magnoliopsida; Proteales; Proteaceae
Exons: 3
Coding region: 1-1356 (451 amino acids)
Molecular function (GO): protein dimerization activity
Source: RefSeq, a predicted model, not a curated record